UCCUGCCCUGAGAAUUUCAAUUUCUGUCGGCAAGAAGGAUCGAAUCAGACGAAGCAAAUUGAUUGGGCGCCCAAGGCUUUUUGCCGUACUUAGGACUAGUGCCGUGAUAUGACUGAUCAUAUCUAAUCUAGGCCAAGUUUGUUAGGAACAUACUCGUUCAUUUGGUUUGACCAACCGAUCGGUAGCCACAGAGUGGAUUGCUCGAAAUCAAUCAACGGCUCAAUCCAUCGUUCCUCGUGGCCUUGGAAUGGCCCAAGCAUUCGUGGACAAGCAUCAAGCCCAGAUCGGUUUGGAACGAUCCCUCAUUAAAUCCACCAUCACCGAGAUUUUAGAGUCCUCUAUCCAGGAGCAUCGCUUGCGAUCCAAGACCGUGGACGAGUUGGACCAACUCUUUGAGAUCUACGCCAACGAGCUGUGCUCGGUCCUGGGACAAACCAUCCGAUCCCAAUGCUUGGCCAUCGGAUACCGCGUGGUGGUGCAAGUGGUUCUCACGGCCUUUAAAGAUCAGGGGAUUGAUGUGUCUCAGAAAUGUGCUUGGCAUUCAGCGCUUGAUAACUAUAUUCAGGUGUCGGCGGGCGGGAAGAACGCUCUCAUUCUCGUUCAAACCUAUUUCGUAAAGGAAAGCCAAACCGGAGGAAAACUGUCCAACCCAGCCGAGACCCACUUGAACUCUUCUGAAGAAUCGAGUGAUUCUAGUUCCAGUGAUAAUUCGAGUUCCAGUAGUAGUAGUACUAGUAGUAGUGGUAGCGACAGUAAUACGAGUUCGAGUGAUAAUAGUAGCAGUGAGAGCUCUGAUAGUUCAUCUGAGAGUGAUUCUAGUUCAGACGAAGAAGAGUAA
Molecule: messenger RNA, 838 nt
Organism: Tigriopus californicus
Lineage: Eukaryota; Metazoa; Arthropoda; Copepoda; Harpacticoida; Harpacticidae
Exons: 1
Coding region: 248-838 (196 amino acids)
Source: RefSeq, a predicted model, not a curated record